Molecule: messenger RNA, 4103 nt
Organism: Vigna angularis (adzuki bean)
Lineage: Eukaryota; Viridiplantae; Streptophyta; Magnoliopsida; Fabales; Fabaceae
Exons: 17
Coding region: 118-3711 (1197 amino acids)
Biological process (GO): endonucleolytic cleavage of tricistronic rRNA transcript (SSU-rRNA, 5.8S rRNA, LSU-rRNA); maturation of SSU-rRNA from tricistronic rRNA transcript (SSU-rRNA, 5.8S rRNA, LSU-rRNA); ribosome biogenesis
Cellular component (GO): 90S preribosome; nucleus
Molecular function (GO): GTP binding; GTPase activity; U3 snoRNA binding
Source: RefSeq, a predicted model, not a curated record
UAGGUUUUCGGGGCAUCGUACAAAACAUGGCGUUGCCGCCAUUACCGUUCUGAAAACGAAGUUGAUAAACCCUAAACCUCACCAAACAGUGGAGACAGAGUUCUGCCACCUCUGUCAAUGGCAGUCAACGACGCCGAUCAAUCUAACAGGCCUCAUAGGAAUCGCCAAUCAGGUUCCAAAUCCACCAAGAAGAAGAGUAAGAAGAAGCAGAAUCAGGAUGCUGGAGGAGAGGAUCAGAAAAACCAAAACCCUAAGGCAUUCGCCUAUUCUUCCUCCAACAAAGCCAAAAGGUUGCAAUCACGUGCCGUGGAGAAAGAGCAGCGCCGCCUUCACGCUCCCAUCAUUGACCGCUCCUACGGCGAACCCGCUCCAUACGUCGUCGUUGUGCAGGGUCCUCCUCAGGUUGGGAAGUCACUGUUGAUUAAAUCUUUGGUUAAGCAUUACACGAAACAUAAUUUGCCCGAUGUUCGAGGUCCAAUUACUAUUGUCUCAGGAAAGCAAAGGCGGGUUCAGUUUGUGGAAUGCCCGAAUGAUAUCAAUGGCAUGAUAGACGCGGCAAAGUUUGCAGAUCUAGCGCUACUUCUCAUAGAUGGGAGUUAUGGUUUUGAAAUGGAAACCUUUGAGUUCCUAAAUAUAUUGCAAGUUCAUGGGUUCCCAAAGGUCAUGGGGGUUCUCACCCAUCUUGAUAAAUUCAAGGAUGUGAAAAAGUUGAGGAAAACAAAACAAAGACUUAAACACCGUUUCUGGACGGAGAUAUAUGAUGGUGCUAAACUAUUUUACUUAUCAGGCCUAAUUCAUGGAAAGUAUGUUAAGCGGGAGGUGCACAAUCUUGCUAGAUUUAUUUCAGUCAUGAAGUUUCAUCCUUUAUCUUGGCGAACUUCCCACCCCUAUGUUUUAGUUGACCGUUUUGAAGACAUCACUCCUCCUGAAAAAGUGCAUGCAAAUGAUAAAUGUGACAGAAAAGUCACCCUUUAUGGUUAUCUUAGAGGAUGUAAUUUGAAAAAGGGCAAUAAGGUACACAUAGCAGGAGUGGGUGAUUAUAGUUUAACUGCUAUUACUGCUUUACCGGAUCCUUGUCCUCUCCCAUCUGCUGCAAAAAAGAAAGGGCUGCGGGAUAAGGAAAAAUUAUUCCAUGCUCCUAUGUCUGGACUUGGGGAUCUUUUAUAUGACAAAGAUGCUGUAUACAUAAAUAUUAACGACCACCUUGUUCAAUUCUCAAAAGUUGAUGGUGAAAGCUCUGCUAUGACAAGCAAAGGAAAGGACAGAGAUGUAGGAGAGCUUUUAGUGAAAUCCCUGCAGAAUACCAAAUACUCAAUCAAUGAAAAGCUGGAGAACAGCUCUAUCAGUUUUUUUGGUGAAAAGCGUAAAGUGUCAUCAGAAGCUCUGACUGACACACAUGGUGAAAACAAAGAUGUAGAACAGAAUGAAGCUGCUAUAAACACAAAGGAUUCAGAUGGUUCAGAAUCAUCUGAUCAGGAUGAAGAGGACACCAUGAAAGAGAGUGAAGCCUCUGAUUCCGACAAUGAAGAUUCACCAAAUAGCAAUGCUUUGAAUGGAGACCAAAUACAAGAACAUAUUGAGUUUCAUGAUGGAAGACGAAGGCGGAGAGCGAUAUUUGGAAAUGAUAUUGAUCACAGUGAUGUGAUGGAUUCAGAAGGAGACGAGGAUGCAGCUGCUAGUGAUGAUCUUGCAUCUUCUGAUUCAGGAUCUUCAGAAGAAGAGGAGGAAGAUGAUAAUGAUAAUGAUAAUGAUGACACAAAUGAAAAUGGCAUGGGUAAUGUUUCCAAGUGGAAAGAGUCUUUGGCAGAAAGAACUCUGUCACGGAAAGCUCCUAGCUUGAUGCAACUUGUGUAUGGGGAAUCUACUAAUAAUUCAACCACAGCAAACUCUGAGAAUGAUAAUAGUGGAGAUGAGGAAAGUGAUGAUGACUUUUUUAAGCCUAUAGAAGAAGUGAAAAAGCAAAGCAUGAGAGAUGGAUUGGAUGAUGAUGGAGUGGUCAAUACUGAGGAUUGUUCCAAGUGCACACAAUUUGUGCAUCAGAGAUGGGAUGAGGAGAUUCGUAACCGCUUUGUGUCUGGCAAUUUGGCAAAAGCUGCACUCAGAAAUGCAUUACAAACAGCAAAUACUGAAGGGGAAAAUGAAGAUGUCUAUGGUGACUUUGAAGAUUUGGAAACAGGAGAAAAACAUGAGAAUAAUCAGACAGAUGAUGCUCUUGCAGCAACAACACUAAAGGGUGAUGAUUUGGAAGCUGAGGAGCGGAGGCUUAAGAAACGUGCUCUCCGUGCAAAAUUUGAUUCUCAAUUUGACAAAGACCCUGGGUCACCAGAAGAAGACACUGAUAAUGAAAGUGAACGCAAGUUCCAUCGUGGUCAAGCUAAUGAAAGUAGCUAUUUUGACAAGUUGAAGGAGGAGAUUGAACUCCAGAAACAAAGGAAUAUAGCUGAACUCAAUGAUCUUGAUGAAGAUACCCGAUUGGAGAUAGAAGGGUUCCGAACAGGGACAUACCUAAGAUUGGAGAUUGAUGAGGUUCCUUGCGAGAUGGUUGAAUACUUUGAUCCCUACCAUCCAAUAUUGGUUGGAGGGGUUGGUAUAGGGGAGGAAAAUGUUGGAUAUAUGCAGACAAGGUUAAAGCGGCACAGGUGGCACAAGAAAGUUUUGAAGACUAGAGAUCCAAUCAUUGUAUCUGUUGGAUGGAGGCGUUACCAGACAACCCCAGUUUAUGCCAUUGAGGAUAGCAAUGGAAGGCAUCGUAUGCUUAAGUAUACUCCAGAACACAUGCAUUGCCUUGCUAUGUUUUGGGGCCCUCUUGCUCCUCCCAACACUGGGGUUGUAGCUGUUCAGAAUUUAGCAAACAAUCAGGCAACAUUUAGGAUUACUGCCACUGCAGUUGUGCUUGAGUUUAAUCAUGCAGCAAGGAUAGUGAAGAAAAUCAAAUUGGUUGGUUAUCCAUGCAAGAUAUUCAAGAAGACAGCACUUAUCAAGGACAUGUUUACUUCGGAUCUUGAAGUAGCUCGGUUUGAAGGUGCAGCUAUUCGAACAGUCAGUGGGAUUAGGGGCCAGGUCAAGAAGGCCGCAAAAGAAGAAAUAGGUAAUCAAGCAAAAAAGAAGGGUGGGCAAACUAAGGAAGGAAUUGCUAGGUGCACUUUUGAGGAUAAAAUCCUGAUGAGUGACAUUGUUUUCCUGCGUGCAUGGACUCAAGUUGAAGUUCCUCAGUUUUAUAAUCCAUUGACAACUGCAUUGCAGCCUCGUGAAAAGACCUGGAAAGGAAUGAGGACUGUUGCAGAAUUGAGAAGAGAACACAAUCUUCCUGUUCCUGUAAAUAAAGAUUCACUUUACAAGAAAAUUGAAAGAAAACCUAGAAAGUUCAAUCCAUUGGUGAUUCCCAAGUCUCUUCAAGCAAGUCUUCCCUUUGCAUCAAAACCCAAGGAUAUACCCAAGCGAAAGAAGCCCUUACUUGAAGAGAGAAGGGGAAGGGGUGUUGUCAUGGAACCUCGAGAGCGUAAAGUUCACGCUCUUGUUCAACAUCUCCAGUUAAUAAAUAGCGAGAAGAUGAAAAAGCGAAAGCUUAAGGAAGAGAAGAAAAGGAAAGAACUAGAAGCAGAGAGAGCAAAAGACGAGCAGUUGUCGAAGAAGCGCCGGAGAGAGGAAAGACGUGAGAAAUACCGCGCACAAGACAAACAGAAUAAGAAAAUUCGAAGAGCAGAGGUUUGACUUUACUACUUGAAUUCGUUGAGGUAAAUGAAUUUGUGACAUGUAACCGCCACAAAAUAGAAACAUGAAAUGAAAGAUUCAUGCGGUUGGAAGAGAACAAAGUUCACGACGUAUUCAGCAUCAAGUAGAUUGAUUUGGAAAUGGUGGUAUGGAUCUAUGGAAUUAAUGUCAACAUUGAUAUAUAAAAUUGCUUGAGUCUGAAGUCAGUGAUCCAGGCUUAGAAAUCAUGUGUUGCAAGUACAUGUAUUACAUUACACUACAAAUUUUGUCCUGCCAGUGUCAAUUAUUGAACAAAAAUAGGGUCAGUUAUUAGAUAAUUUUGUUUUUCGUGUUUUGGUAGUUUCUACUACAGUUAGUAUGAAUAUCAAUUUUGGGCGAGGAGUUCAUUUCAA